Messenger RNA from Bradysia coprophila, 2778 nucleotides. RefSeq names its product 5' nucleotidase B (gene Nt5b). Gene Ontology annotation, molecular function: 5'-nucleotidase activity. NCBI's taxonomy places the organism in Eukaryota, Metazoa, Arthropoda, Insecta, Diptera, Sciaridae. The record is from RefSeq and is a predicted model, not a curated record.
AUUUUAUAUUUUUUUUUGUUGAUUGAACGUACUGGUCGUUGGUUGUAGGAUUUUGAAUUUUAUGUGUGCCUUUUUCUAGACAUUUUUUUUUCUCAGUGUACGUGAACCGUUUUAAGUGAAUGCAUCGGUUGUCGUUUAUGGCGCGUGUGGAAUAGCAAUUUAUAAUUUCUUUGUUUUUAAUAAAAUUAUCAGCGUUCGUCGAUUUUAAAAGCCAAACGGCACAUACUCAAAGACUUCAUUUUGUGGAUAUAAUUGUGUGUUGUGCAUUGUUUUUGAUAGAAUUGAAUUAAUCGCCGAUAUUGUUUUAAAGAGGCAACAUCAUUAACCUGUACGAAGCUUAAAUAUAAUAAAACAGUAAACCGACAGUAACAUUCGAUUGUGUAAAUUGCUAGUUGCAUUUGUGUAAACAAUUUAAAAUAAAAUUUAAAAAAAAAACUUUUCUGUGAUGCUAUUGAAAGACAGUGACGAUACGAUUGUGAUGCCAGCUAAUUGUAGUGAUAAAGUUUCGUCCAAUUUAAACGGUGUAUUGAGUCCGAUCAAUGGCAAUCAUGAGAAUGACAUCUUAAAGCAUAACUUAUGCUCAAUGUCACCGUGUUCAAAUUCAUCGGAAACAUUACCGCUUCCGACCGUGAAUGAUGCUAGUCCGGAAAACAUUGUACCGUAUAAUGUAGCUGAUCGACAGCGAAUAUUGAGACACACAUCGCACGAUACAUGCUAUGAGGAUGAUUUGUAUAUUCUUGAGCCAAAAUCGGCGCCGCAUGAAAUUUUCGUGAAUCGAUCACUUCACCUGGAAAAUAUCAAGUUUUAUGGCUUCGACAUGGAUUAUACACUGGCAGAGUACAAAUCGCCGCAAUACGAAACACUUGGCUUUGACUUGGUCAAAGAACGUUUGGUCAACAUGGGAUAUCCGAAAGAAAUUCUCCAGUUCGAAUACGAUCCAUCGUUCCCCGUGCGUGGAUUAUGGUUUGAUACAAUGUACGGCAAUUUGUUGAAAGUGGAUGCAUACGGAAACAUUCUAAUUUGUGUGCACGGUUUUGAGUUUUUAAAGCAUUCCCAAGUGUAUGAAGUGUAUCCGAACAAAUUUCUACAAUUGGAUGAGUCUCGAGUGUAUGUCUUAAACACACUGUUCAAUCUGCCGGAAACUUAUCUUCUGGCGUGUCUCGUGGAUUUCUUUACAAAUUCGCCGGAAUACAUUCGUGAGAAGACAGGCGUGCGAGCUGGUUGCCUAUUCAUGUCGUUUCAGUCAAUUUUCCAGGAUGUCCGUAGUGCCAUGGACUAUGUUCACAUUCACGGUGAUCUGAAGGCGAAAACAACUCAAAACUUGGAUGAAUAUGUGAAAAAGGAUCCACGCCUACCAAUGGUUCUGUCGCGUAUCCGAGAGUCUGGCGCCAAAGUUUUUCUUCUCACAAACAGCGAAUUUAAUUUUACCAACAAAAUAAUGACAUACUUGAUGGACUUUCCGCACGGAGCUAAGCCAGACGAACCGCAUCGACACUGGACCACUUAUUUCGAUAUUAUUGUUGUGGAUGCACGGAAACCGUUGUUUUUCGGCGAGGGCACCAUUUUGAGACAGGUGGAUUCAACAACAGGAGCAUUGCGUGUCGGUACACACAUGGGUCCGCUGGAACAGGGUCAGGUUUACUCGGGCGGUUCAUGUGAUGUGUUCACACAAUUGUUGGGUGCUAAAGGCAAAGACGUUCUGUAUGUUGGCGAUCAUAUUUUCGGUGAUAUUUUGAAGAGCAAGAAAAUACGCGGCUGGAGAACAUUUUUGAUCGUACCCGAAUUGGUUCAAGAAUUACACGUAUGGACGGACAAAUGUCAAUUGUUUGCGGAGCUGCAAAAUUUGGACGUUAGUUUGGGCGAUAUGUACAAAAAUUUAGACUCAAGUACUCAUGAAAAACCGGACAUAUCAAAAUUACGAGCUUCUAUUAGAGAUGUUACACACAAAAUGGAUCUUGCCUACGGCAUGAUGGGAUCGUUAUUCCGUUCUGGUUCUCGUCAAACUUUCUUUUCUAGUCAGGUGGUUAGAUACGCUGAUUUGUAUGCCGCAACGUUUCUCAAUCUUAUUUAUUAUCCGUUUUCGUACAUGUUCCGAGCGCCAGCCAUGCUUUUGCCUCACGAAUCAACUGUAGCCCACGAACAGCGAUUCAUUAUGGACGCUCCGAUGAUAUCACGAACAAGAUCACGCAUGGGAUUGGGAUCGUUGAGCACCAUGGAUUCCAUACAGAAAGUGGACGAUAUUAAGGAUGUUCAGACCAAUUCAGUGCCUCAUACUCGUCCCGAAACACCGCGAUCCGUUACACACAAUCACGAUGAAGAUUGUUCGGAUGAGGAAAGCGAUCCGAUCAAAGUGGAAGAAGAGGAGUGAUUACUAUUUGCACAACGAAUGCUGCUGCUGCCGCUAUUCGCUUAGAAUAUUUUCUUUUUCUCUUUCAUUUCAAUAAAAUUUAUCGAAGCAACAAAUUAACAAAUUGAAACAUACACACCCGCGCGCGCGUUUAUUAUCCAAUAAUAAUUUGUCAAACGUACGUUAUUUAGCAAUAGAGAGUUGUGUGCACAUUAUUCUAUUAUAUUGAAGCAUGUCGGAAGUGCAUCGUUCGUUUUACUUUCUAAGUUGUGUAGCCUAAUCAAGAAGAAAACAACAAAUUCAAUUGCGCGGCUAGAAUUUAUUUUUUAUUUUUUAAGAAUUGAUUGUAUCUCCAAAAAGCAAUGUCUAUAAUCCAUUUAUGAAUUCGCAGUUAGUAGCACAAGAAGCAAUAAUUUACAAGUAAAAAAAUC